AUGAGGGAAGGAGAGAGAGAGAAGGAGGGACUGAAGGAUGAGUUAGAGAGCAAAGUGCAACAAGGUGACAGUGAGGUCACUAUUCCACUGUCCAAGUAUGGUGUGCCUGGUAUCAACCCAACCAACCCUGGUAUCAACCAGCCCAACCCACGCAACCCUGGUAUCAACCCAACCAACCCUGGUAUCAACCAGCCCAACCCACGCAACCCUGGUAUCAACCCAACCAACCCUGGUAUCAACCAGCCCAACCCACGCAACCCUGGUAUCAACCCAACCAACAAUGGUAUCAACCAGCCCAACCCUGGGACAACAGACACAUCACAACCUACUGACACAGACACAUCACAACCUACUGACACAGACACAUCACAACCUACUGACACAGACACAUCACAACCUACUGACACAGACACAUCACAACCUACUGACACAGACACAUCACAACCUACUGACACGGACACAUCACAACCUACUGACACAGACACAUCACAACCUACUGACACAGACACAUCACAACCUACUGACACAGACACAUCACAACCUACUGACACAGACACAUCACAACCUACUGACACAGACACAUCACAACCUACUGACACAGACACAUCACAACCUACUGACACAGACACAUCACAACCUACUGACACAGACACAUCACAACCUACUGACACAGACACAUCACAACCUACUGACACGGACACAUCACAACCUACUGACACAGACACAUCACAACCUACUGACACGGACACAUCACAACCUACUGACACGGACACAUCACAACCUACUGACACAGACACAUCACAACCUACUGAAAUGGACACAUCACAACCUACUGACACAGACACAUCACAACCUACUGACACAAACACAUCACAACCUACUGACACGGACACAUCACAACCUACUGACACAGACACAUCACAACCUACUGACACAGACACAUCACAACCUACUGACACAGACACAUCACAACCUACUGACACAAACACAUCACAACCUACUGACACAGACACAUCACAACCUACUGACACAGACACAUCACAACCUACUGACACAGACACAUCACAACCUACUGACACAUACACAGACACAUCACAACCUACUGACACAGACACAUCACAACCUACUGACACAGACACAUCACAACCUACUGACACGGACACAUCACAACGUACUGACACGGACACAUCACAACCUACUGACACAGACACAUCACAACCUACUGACACAGACACAUCACAACCUACUGACACGGACACAUCACAACCUACUGACACAGACACAUCACAACCUACUGACACGGAUACAUCACAACCUACUGACACAGACACAUCACAACCUACUGACACGGACACAUCACAACCUACUGACACGGACACAUCACAACCUACUGACACAGACACAUCACAACCUACUGACACAGACACAUCACAACCUACUGACACAGACACAUCACAACCUACUGACACGGACACAUCACAACCUACUGACACAGACACAUCACAACCUACUGACACGGACACAUCACAACCUACUGACACGGACACAUCACAACCUACUGACACGGACACAUCACAACCUACUGACACAGACACAUCACAACCUACUGACAUGGACACAUCACAACCUACUGACACAGACACAUCACAACCUACUGACACAGACACAUCACAACCUACUGACACGGACACAUCACAACCUACUGACACAGACACAUCACAACCUACUGACACAGACACAUCACAACCUACUGACACAGACACAGACACAUCAGAACCUACUGACACAGACACAUCACAACACAACCUACUGACACGGACACAUCACAACACACUCUCGGUCAUGGUAACAAUGUCCCGGAGUGAUUGUGAUUCAGGCAACAUCAGCAAUGAUCUAAAGACUAGAACUGCCGCUUUCAAGGAACUCAUAAAAGAAAUCCUGCUACGAUGA
Molecule: messenger RNA, 1950 nt
Organism: Oncorhynchus masou masou (cherry salmon)
Lineage: Eukaryota; Metazoa; Chordata; Actinopteri; Salmoniformes; Salmonidae
Product: cell surface glycoprotein 1-like
Exons: 2
Coding region: 1-1950 (649 amino acids)
Source: RefSeq, a predicted model, not a curated record